Anoplophora glabripennis (Asian longhorned beetle) is the source of this 427-nucleotide messenger RNA. Its product is annotated as kappaPI-actitoxin-Avd3a-like. NCBI's taxonomy places the organism in Eukaryota, Metazoa, Arthropoda, Insecta, Coleoptera, Cerambycidae. The transcript is spliced from 2 exons. Gene Ontology annotation, molecular function: serine-type endopeptidase inhibitor activity. The record is from RefSeq and is a predicted model, not a curated record. Bases 106 to 366 code for a protein of 86 amino acids.
UUUAUGCAUUUUAUACACAUGUACUGUUUAUGCUGCCAUUCAAAUUUAGUAUAAAUUCCAAAUAACACCUAUACGCUUUGUGAAGGCAAAACAAAAUUCUACAACAUGCCAAAACUGGUUGGGUGUUCUAUUAUGAUCCUCCUACUUCUUCAAGUAUUCAACGUUUGGAGUUUCCGCAAACAAGAUUGUGUCAAAGAUGUACACGACGAACGUAAAGUGUGCUAUGCAAGGAUACCUGUUUUCAAAUGGGACGAUACAAUUAAAAAUUGUGUACCUGCUAUUUACAUGGGUUGCCAUCCAAGCAACAACAAAUUUCAUUCUAUAGAUUCAUGCCAACGAAUCGCAGGACGUAUCUGUAAGCAUUAAAAACAAUAGAUGGGUUUACUUUAUAAUAAAAUUCCUGAUAUGUAAACAUUAAUAAAUCCUU